Molecule: messenger RNA, 1996 nt
Organism: Hyla sarda
Lineage: Eukaryota; Metazoa; Chordata; Amphibia; Anura; Hylidae
Product: mixed lineage kinase domain-like protein
Exons: 11
Coding region: 153-1562 (469 amino acids)
Biological process (GO): cell surface receptor signaling pathway; protein phosphorylation
Molecular function (GO): ATP binding; protein kinase activity
Source: RefSeq, a predicted model, not a curated record
GGAGGACACAGUUCUCAGACAGAAGAGGCAUGUGCUACUACACUUGGACAGGAAGACAGAAAAGGACUGGAAAAAUCGAGACUACAGGACUACAGAACUCUUUUUCUCUUCGGCCACAAAGUAACUACCUGUGAUAAGCACCUUGAAGAAUUAUGGAGGUGGUUAAAAACAUUUUUACAGUUGCAAAAGUGAUCUAUGAUCAGUGUGACCAGGCUCAGUCCAAUAAGAAACGCUGUUAUCGUCUGAAGAAGAGAAUUGAGUUGCUCCUGAUUCCAACUGAGAAACUAAAAAAUGACCCAGAAAAAUCCAAAGAACUGGAAACUACUUUGUCUGCCCUGUUGUCAAACCUGGAAAAUGCUAAAAUCUGGGUGAUAAAGUACUCCAAACAAGGGUGGUGGCAAAACUUCCUCCAGGCUGGGGGCAUACAGAGCAAGUACAUUCACAUCAGUGACCAGCUGAGUGACACAGCACAGACUCUCCAGCUUCUGAUUCAGGUGGAACACAGACCAGAUUUUCUUAGAUACUUCAAUGAUGAAAUCCUGAGGAAGCAGAAUCUGAAAGACAUUGAAGAGGACCUGGAAAAGCUGAUGCCUCUUAUAGAGAGAGAAAUGACAUCUCUAAGUGACAAGGUUGAUUCGGUGAAAGUAGACCUACAGAAGUUGUUACAGGCUGAAAUAUGUCGACCGUGGGAUAUAAAGGAGAUUCGAGCUACAGAUCUAAGGCGUGGGGACCUGAUAGAGAUCCCUGGCAUGAUGACCAGUGACAACCACAGUCUGUACUUAGGAGAAUAUCACAAGAGCCCUGUUGUGAUCAAAGUCUUAAGAGGAGAGCUGAACAGAAACGAUGACUGUAUAAGGAAGAUUUUUCAAUCAGAGAGUGAAACCAUGAAAAGAUAUGAAAGCCCGAAUAUCUUACGCCUUUAUGGCAUCUGCAUCGAUAACUCAAGCAGAGACCCCUGCUACUCCCUUGUGAUGGAAUAUUGUGACAAAGGGACACUGAGAGAGCUGCUAAGACGAGAGCCAGGAUUGUCAUGGGAGCGCCGCAUCCAAAUGUCCCUAGAUGUGGCCAGAGCCUUAUACCGGUUACAUCAGACAGAGAGGAAAGCCGUUCUACACGGGAGCCUGAACAGCUCCAAGUUCUUGGUGGAUGGGAUGUACAGUGUGAAGUUAUCAGGGUUUGAGCUCUCCAAGACUGAAUCGUCUAUGAGAAGGAGUCCAGUGAAAAACAGAGCAGAAAUCAGUGAGCUGGUGUAUAUCGCCCCUGAGACCUUGCAGAACAUCAACGCCUAUGACAAAUGCAGUGAGAUUUACAGUUUAGGAGUAGUUAUUCUCGAAAUAGCUUUUGGUGGAUUCCCAUUACAGGGUUUAUCAGCAGAAAAGCCUGAAGACAUGCACCAAAACCUAUGGGCAAUGAUGAAUGAUGACACACCUGCCUCAUGUCCUCUUGUUCUUCGUGAUGUCAUCAAAAGGUGUCUAGUGAAAGAUCCAGAAAUUCGUCCUUCAGCUGGAGAAGUUGCAGAUUUGUUAAUUGCGUCAGAUGGAGACCUAGAAACUUCUGCCUGAGACCAAUGGGUGCUGUGUAUUCACAUUUCUCAGAAAAGAACCUAAACACUACAGAUCUGACAAUGUCCCAAGCAACGGAGCCUGCAGCAGUCACAUUGCUAACCAAAGAGAUGCUGAGAUUCUGUUGUAUGAGAGGACUGCACAUGUGCAGCUGUCCUGCUGCUGUAUACCACUAUUAAAUAACAUAUUAUUAUAAUGCAGACUGUAUAUUGAAAGGGAAGUUGAUCUAGAAGCAGGAGAGAAGCUCCUAAUACAUGUAGAAAGAAAUGCCCUACUUGGCUUUAUUCACAUAAGAGAAAUUCCACAUGGACAACAAUGCAGAUUCCAUGUCAAAUCUAUGGAAUCUGCAUCUCAUUAUUUCCAAAGGUAAUCUGCAUUGUAAUUUACAUUUGUAAGGCUCCACUUGGGUUUGUUUUAGGCUAAGUUUCCACUUG